Molecule: messenger RNA, 2953 nt
Organism: Megalopta genalis
Lineage: Eukaryota; Metazoa; Arthropoda; Insecta; Hymenoptera; Halictidae
Gene: Rgk3
Product: Rad, Gem/Kir family member 3
Cellular component (GO): plasma membrane
Molecular function (GO): GTP binding; calcium channel regulator activity; GTPase activity
Source: RefSeq, a predicted model, not a curated record
AACGACGACGACGACGCUGCUACGCGGCGGCGGCGGCGGCACGACGCCGACGAAAACCUACACGAUUGGACUCCGGCCAGCACGAGGUUCGCCGAGCGUCCCGACGAGGCGUGCCGAGGCUCCGCGACGCCUGACGUCGCGACGCCGCUGCCCCGCGGCCUCAGUGUGCCGCGCUACGUCGGACGUGCGUCGCCGUGUUGUGUUCCUUUUUGUUGUUCUGUGUGGACCUUUCGUUUCUGGCCGCGUGUGGUAUCGCGAGACAUGUGACGGAACGGCUCGGAAGAUGACGAACGGAUUCGGCAAGCUACCCGGCCACCGGAAGUAAAUUCAAGUUUCGUCGGCGGGAGAGUGAACUCUCGAGCGAGCGCCGGAGCGCGAGGACAGAAGGCCGCAGUCAUUGUUUUCCCACGCUCGAUCGAUAAGUGUCCGCUCUCUCUCUCUCUCUUUCCCUCUAUUUCUCUCUCCGUGUGCGAGUUCCGCGCGAAAAAAACUUUCAACGGAAGACCGGCUUCGCGGCGGUCGCUAAAGGUUCCGCCGCGCGCGUAUAUAUAUCCGUGUGUAUGUGCGCGGGGUGCGUGAGAGUGGGUGCGCGAACCUUCCGUUUCGUGGAUAACAAUCAAAGCGGCCGGAAGCUCGGCGGUUCUCCAGCUGGAAGAUUACUCUUCCGGGAGCUCAUAAAUCCGCCGGGGGCGAUUCCCGAGCACGCCUCGUGAAUCUUGAUCCGCUCGAAAGGGCGAAAGUGCGGGGAGGAGGAGGCGUGCGCGCGCGCGUCACGGCCCGCCCUUCGUUCGCCCCUCGCGUCCUCUAAGUACAACGAAAACGUUCGCGAGCCGGCUGAAACCGCUUCGGCGCCAAUAAAAAAUUCACCGCGCGAUAAGAGACAGUUCCACAGGGGUUGGAAAUUGGUUUUGAAAUAUCAAUAGGCGAGCGGCGAACGCUGCGCGGCCCAAUAUCGAAAGAGCGAGCGAGAAAGGGAGAGAAAGAGAGAGAGAGAGAGAGAGAGAAGGGCCGAGUGUCGCUGAUACGAAGAGCGGACGAGAGAAAGAAAGGGGUGUCGUCGAGGCGCGCCUCUGAAAUUGCUGGUGUGUUACGGAAGAUCCGUCGAGGAACACGAGGGCAAGAUGGCCGAGAAUUCGCUGCGGAGGAAGACCAGGUCGGCGUCGAUCUGCGCGCCCGGGUUCUCCAGCAUGGAGCAAAUGCUGGAGGCGAUGCCACCCUCGGGCGCCAGGGAACGGGACCGGGUCGACAGGGAGAAGGACAGCGGGAGCGGCACCCCCGACAGCAGCACCCCGACCAGAAGACGCAGGCCCGCCACCAGGUCGCAGAGCGCUCGCGUUUCCGGCGCGAAUAAGAGCAUUCGACGCCGAGCAGCUGCCCAAGCUGCACAACACCACCAAGGCACGGUGAAGUCUGCCCACUGCAGCAGCGAGCCGAGAUUGACGGACAAUGACAUCAGCCCCGGCCUCAGAAGAAGAGGAAGUCGAAGGGGACAGAGCAUGCACCACACUCAUCACAGGAAGAGCAAUGCAUUUUUAGACGUUCCUGACACCUCGUCCCAGAUGUCGUCGAGGGAAGACGGCGAGGACGAGGACAGUUACAGGCUCAGAAGCUUCAGUCUCACCAGCAAAGGUAUCGUCAAUAGAGGCGACUCGUUCAGGAGAAGAAGAUCAAGAUCGAACUCCUUGGCGCCGGCUAAUUCCGAGGCUGAAGAAAAGAAUGUGCCGCCAGCGAAAGAAGUUUGCUCGUACACGGUGGCCAUGCUGGGCGCAAGGGGCGUCGGCAAGACCGCCCUGAUUAGCCAAUUCAUGACCAGCGAGUGCAUAAAUGCUUACGAUAGGCAGAGAGACGUACCCAGCGAGCAAUCUGUCUUCGUUAUGCUGAACGGCGAGGAGAGCGAAUUGAGAUUCCUGAAUAUUUCGAACCCGAAGACGGAGCUAGAGAGCGUGCAUCCGGACGCUUUCGUCGUGAUGUAUUCCGUGGUUGAUAAGGCGUCCUUCCAAAGAGCCGAGGAGUACCUAGAACGCCUUCACGAUCAAGAAUUCCUGCGUGGGAAAUCUGCGAUCCUAGUCGGCAACAAGGUGGACCUGGUCCGAUCCAGGGUGGUGUCUUCUCAAGAUGGCAAGUGCAUGGCGUGCACCUACCGGGUGAAGUUCAUCGAGGUCUCGGUCGGCAUCAACCACAACGUGGACGAUCUGCUGGUCGGCAUACUGAAUCAGAUCCGGCUGAAGAACGUGCAGGGGAACGCGGAGAACCGGGCCGCGAACGGGACCGAAGGCGGCGGCCAUUGGUACAAGUCCAGAGGCGUGGUACGUGCCAGCAUGAAGGCUAGACAAAUGUUGACCUGGUUGUUCGGCAAGGAGGACAGUAAGUUCAAGAAUUGCGAGAACCUUCACGUGCUCUAAACGACAGAAAAAGAGAGAGAGAAAGAGAGAGAGAGAGAGAGAGAGAGAGAGAGAGAGAGAGCGGAUCUGUCAGUGGUACCUGAAGACGGAUAUUGUACGGGGUGCGGAACCGGCUUGUGCGAUUCUUUUCCAGGCGAUCUCCUCGCCUGCCGAGAAACGAAACUUACCGGAUCGUAAAACGGGGGCGCUUUUCGUCUCGUUCCCGCGACUUUUCGGCCAAACUUUAUCAUCGAACUGCGGAUUUCCGAUGCAUUUGUCGGGCGCCCGGACCGUUCGUAAGGCAAUCGAGACACGCGCGUACGAACUGUAUCAGGUCGUUGCAUAAUUUCUCCUAUAUUUCUGGCCGCGAUUUAAAUAUGCAAUACGGCGGAACUUCUGUGCCCGCGGACUCCGGAGACCAAGAGCAGUUCGUGCAACUGGGACGUUCGCGUAAUACAGGGUGAUUCGAAAUAGAUUGUAGCAAGUUCCUUCUUGAAGUUAUUUAAAUUUGAGCGGUUUAUUUUGAAAGUGGCAUAAGUCACUUUACCGUAAUGAAAAGUGGUGAUUUUUUA